Messenger RNA from Ahaetulla prasina, 1446 nucleotides. RefSeq names its product cholinergic receptor nicotinic alpha 3 subunit (gene CHRNA3). Bases 7 to 1446 code for a protein of 479 amino acids. Gene Ontology annotation, molecular function: acetylcholine-gated monoatomic cation-selective channel activity; transmembrane signaling receptor activity. The record is from RefSeq and is a predicted model, not a curated record. Gene Ontology annotation, biological process: chemical synaptic transmission; monoatomic ion transmembrane transport; nervous system process. Gene Ontology annotation, cellular component: neuron projection; postsynaptic membrane; synapse. The transcript is spliced from 5 exons. Lineage: Eukaryota; Metazoa; Chordata; Lepidosauria; Squamata; Colubridae.
UCAGGCAUGUUUUGUUCUGAUGACGAGCACCGGCUUUAUAAGGAAUUGUUUGCCCAUUAUAACGAAAUCAUCAGGCCUGUUGAAAAUGUGUCUGACCCGGUCAUGGUUUGGUUCGAAGUGUCUUUAUCUCAGCUGGUCAAAGUGGAUGAAGUGAACCAGAUUAUGGAGACUAAUUUAUGGCUGAAGCAUAUUUGGAAUGAUUACAAACUCAGAUGGGAUCCAGAGAAAUACGGCGGUGUGCAGUAUGUCCGAGUGCCAUCAAAAAAGAUCUGGAAGCCUGAUAUCAUGUUAUAUAACAAUGCGAUCGGAGACUUCCAGGUGGACGACAAAACGAAGGCCUUGCUCAAUUUCACUGGAAACAUCACGUGGAUGCCUCCAGCCAUAUUUAAGAGCUCAUGUAAAAUAGACGUGACUUACUUUCCCUUCGACUACCAGAACUGCACCAUGAAGUUCGGCUCUUGGACCUACGACAAAGCUCAGAUCGACUUAGUGCUCGUUGGAUCCACCAUGAAUCUCAAGGAUUAUUGGGAAAGUGGGGAGUGGGCCAUUAUCAAAGCCCCCGGCUAUAAGCAUGACAUCAAGUACAACUGCUGCGACGCCCUCUACCCGGAUAUCACCUACUCUUUGUACAUGAGACGCCUGCCCUUGUUUUAUACCAUCAACAUGAUCAUCCCGUGCCUUCUGAUUUCCUUCUUGACUGUGUUGGUGUUCUACCUUCCGUCGGACUGUGGCGAGAAAGUAACUCUGUGCAUAUCGGUCCUCUUAUCCUUGACGGUUUUCUUCCUGGUCAUAACGGAGACCAUUCCGUCCACGUCGCUGGUGAUCCCGCUGAUAGGAGAGUACCUCCUCUUCACCAUGUUGUUUGUCACACUCUCCAUCGUCAUCACCGUCUUUGUACUUAACGUCCACUACAGAACUCCCAGGACCCACACCAUGCCGGAGUGGGUGAAGGUGAUUUUCCUCAAAUUUCUCCCCCGCGUCAUGUUCAUGACGCGGCCCCCCAGCAACGAAGACGAGGGCAGGCCCGAGAAAGUGAAGCCUUCUUCCCAUGCAGAGCUGGCCCCUUUGAACUUCAUCCAGAUACCCGACAGCAGGUACUGUCAAGACUGCUUCUCAUGCCAAGGGUUUACACACGUGUGUUGCCUGCAUGAGCACAGAACACACCUGAAGGCCACCGGCAACCUGACGCAGAGCUCCAGUUCUGAAUCCAUGGAUGCGUUGUUUCCAUCUUCGUUUAUAUCGCCAGAAAUGAGAGAUGUGAUGGACAGCAUCAAAUACAUCGCCGAAAAUAUGAAACUGCAGAAUAAAGCCAAGGAGACUCAAGAUGACUGGAAAUAUGUUGCCAUGGUUAUUGACCGUAUUUUCCUGUGGGUAUUUAUUCUCGUGUGCAUUUUGGGGACAGCAGGAUUGUUCCUGCAACCGCUGCUGAUCAGAGAUGAAGUUUAA